Molecule: messenger RNA, 2918 nt
Organism: Pezoporus occidentalis (night parrot)
Lineage: Eukaryota; Metazoa; Chordata; Aves; Psittaciformes; Psittacidae
Gene: ERICH3
Product: glutamate rich 3
Exons: 15
Source: RefSeq, a predicted model, not a curated record
GCCCCGCCCCCCGUGUCCUAGCGACGGGGACGCGGCGGCUGCGGGACCCUCACCUGCCCCGAGCCGCCGGUGCCGGCGCCAUGAGCGGCCCGCAGGCAGGAUAUCUUGCAACCUACAACAGCCUUACAGACAAACACCUGGUUGGGUAUUUCAACAACACCAGGAUAAGACGGCAUCUUCAGAGAUCGGGACUGAUCUCAAGGAGUGGAAGAAUAAUCCCUGAGAAGGAAUACCGGCUAAAUGCUCUGAGGAGGGAUCACCAGAGAUACGUACAGGAGUGCCUGGCUCGUGCCAUAUUUCACAAGGUCCUUGACAUAGAGCGCCAUCAUCAGCGGGAAAUAAAGCAGCAGCUUGAAAGUUCUGCGAGGAAGGAGAGGGUACAGAAGGUCAAGAUGGAGCAGUUCAGAAGAUCAGUGGAAGGUGUCAACCCUAUGCACUUCCCGCAUCCACCACUUGCUCCAAGAUAUCAUUAUGGGCUCCAUCCUUUUGUGGCUGAAGAACCAGCUGGUCACUCACAACUGAGGGCACCUGGACACUGUGAUUACAGUGGUGGACAUCCUCCUCCUCAUCACCAGUCCAAGGAGCCUGACUUUUCUAUGGUGACUUCCUGGCGACCCAACACAGCUCCAGGGAACAUGCAGCACCCCCCUCGCCUCCAGCCGCUUCGCAGCGGCGCUGCAGAGGGGUCUCUACCAAAGACUUCAAGCUCUAGCCACAGGUGCCACGUGCUGAGAUGUGUCAAGCAGUUUGUCACCAGGCAGGAGAGGAAUGGGUCAAGACUUCUGAAUUCAGUGAAGUGUGUGACUGGUGUAUCCCCAUAUCAACUCCCUGCCAUCAACAACUAUGUGGUGCCAGUGCCACCUCCUCGCCUGCAAAAAAGGGGCCUAAAUGCAGAGAGGAAUGGGAUGCCCAGAGGGAGACAAUUUCAUCUUGCCACUGCACCCAGUGAUGCAGAACAGCCUCCAAAGAAGCCCGCUGGAGGCUUCCCCAGGUCCCCGCUCCGCAGCAAUGCCUGCGUUACCAUGAUCUUCCUGGGAAAAAGCGUGCAUUUAUCUCACGAUGAUGCUGAUUGCAGGGAUGAAAUCAAAGUCUAUCAGCAGCAUUGUGGAGGAGAGAACCUCUGUGUCUACAAAGGCAGGCUGAUGGCAGGAGAGACCUUUCAGUUCAUCUCAAAGAGGCACCGUGGUUUCCCAUUCAGCCUCACCUUUUUCCUCAAUGGGAUACAAGUGGACAGAUUGAGCUGCUGCUGUGAGUACAAGCAUCAGAAACGUUCCAGGCUGGGAGGCAAACAUGGGUCCUUCGCGAUUCUCCAUGUGGAGGGAGCAUCUCCUUGCUACAGGUGCAUUAUUGCAAUGGGUCUGGACAAAGAGCCAUCCCCCCCCAAGAGGAAGGUGAAGGAGGACCAUGAGGAAAAGUAUGUGGGUUUCUGGGGAGAUGGAGCCUAUAGUGAGCCAAGCAAAAGCCAUGUUGAGCAGAAAUCAAGAAGAAAUUCAGUGUUAGUCAUCCUGCCAAGUCAUGAAGCAACUGUGGAAACUGCUGGGGGUGAAAUGAAGACCAAACGGGAGUAUGGAAAAGAAGAAAUGAAAAAGCCAGCUGAUAGUGAGAGGGAAGACAGUCAGGAAGACACCAUUAAAAAUGAGUAUGAUGAAGAUUUUGAAGCAGAUGAGGAAGUUAAUGAAGAGGGACAGACCAAUGAUCAAAUGAAUGGGAUGUCAAAGUCACCCUCAGAUGAUAAAAACCAUAAUUUAGACUAUGAAAAUGAGAGCAAAAUCUCAUCACAGAAAGCACUGCAGACCUCUGACAGCGAGGAGGAUGAAAGUGAUGGGUAUUCCGACAGCAGCUCUGAGGAUGAUGAACAAGGUGGGAGGCCUGUGCACUCUCUCUCAUCCGUCAGCACCCAGUACAGCAGCGAAGAUGACUCUCGUGCUGAAACAGUGAAAGAUGAUGUUGAGGGCAAAGAGGAGCAUAACGAUGAAAGGGCAUCUAAUAACACAGCACAUGAACAGUUUGGAAAUGAGAAUGGGGAGAAUAAACUGCACAGAGUGGAGGAAAAUCAGGAAUCUUCUGUACUGGAAGAGGAAGGGAUAGAUGGAGCACAAAAGGCAAAACCAGAUCUAACAGCAAGGGGAGACACUGGAAUUUUUCAUGAAAAUACAACAGCAGUACAGCAUAAAAGUCCUGAAGUUAACAGGGAACUCGACGAGGCUGCGUCAGUCCAAAGUGACACAGGGGAAGAUGAGGAGAACACCAGUACUGGGAGAGGUGAUGGGGAAGAAGGUGUUCUAGUACCUUUGGAAAGCAGUGUGACGGAAGUGGAGGACAGCAAUGAUGAGGAUGCUCGCAGUGACGAAGGAGGAGUUUUUGAUGAUUGCAAACCAGCCCAGGCGGAGGUGGCAAAGGCAGUUGGAAAUGAUCACCAUGUGAAUUCCGAACCUGAACCUGGUGAUUCCCAUGUGGAUGAGGAAGAAGAGCACCUAACAAGUGCAGAGCAUGGUGGCAGUGAAGCGCCAGAUGCAGCCUCCUUGGUAGAAGGAGCAAGAACACUUGAUGAGCAGAAGGCAGCAAAACAAGCGGUACAAGAUGGGCAGAUGAAAGGGGAGAAGCAAGCACUUGAGGAGGAAGAAUCUGUGGCUGAGGGAGGAGAUGCUCGAUCCAAAGAGGCAGAAGAAGUGGCACGGGUGGGAGAUCUGCUGCCCAAGGAGGACACCGUGGCUGUGCUGCUGAUGGAGAGUCUGCUCGCGGUGUGGGAAUCUGCACCUGAGGAGAGCACCCUGGCAGAAGGAGAUCCCAAAGGACAGGAGACAUGGAAGGGAGCGGAGACUGGUGCAGAGGUGGCACCCGGGGAACAGGAGGGUGUGAUGGAGGGGAUGGGGAGCCUGGCAGCAUGGGGAGGGCAGGAACCUGAGGCCAUGCAGGGA